Molecule: messenger RNA, 1044 nt
Organism: Ustilaginoidea virens
Lineage: Eukaryota; Fungi; Ascomycota; Sordariomycetes; Hypocreales; Clavicipitaceae
Exons: 2
Coding region: 1-1044 (347 amino acids)
Biological process (GO): trans, trans-farnesyl diphosphate biosynthetic process
Cellular component (GO): cytoplasm
Molecular function (GO): (2E,6E)-farnesyl diphosphate synthase activity; dimethylallyltranstransferase activity
Source: RefSeq, a predicted model, not a curated record
AUGGCGCGGAAAACAACCCUCCAGGAGUUCGAGUCGGUGUAUCCCAAGCUGGAGGAGGCUAUCCUGGAGCAUGCCCGGUCGUACGAGCUGCCCGAGGCCGAGAUGGCCUGGCUGAAAGAAAACCUCGAAAUCAACCCCCUGGGCGGCAAGUGCAACCGCGGCAUGUCGGUCCCCGACUCCGUCUCCCUGCUGCUCGGCGCCCCCCUCAGCGACGAGCAGUACUUCCAGGCCGCCGCGCUGGGCUGGAUGACGGAGCUCCUGCAGGCCUUCUUCCUCGUCUCGGACGACAUGAUGGACGGCAGCAUCACGCGCCGCGGCAAGCCGUGCUGGUACCGCCGCGACGGCGUCGGCAUGAUCGCCAUCAACGACGCCUUCCUGCUCGAGUCGAGCAUCUACGUCCUCCUGCGCCGCUUCUUCCGCCGCCACCCGGCCUACGUCGACCUGCUCGAGCUCUUCCACGAGACCACCCUGCAGACCGAGCUGGGCCAGCUGUGCGACCUGCUCACCGCCCCCGAGGACCGCGUCAACCUCGACGCCUUCUCCCCCGCAAAGUACCGCUUCAUCGUCGUCCACAAGACGGCCUACUACUCCUUCUACCUGCCCGUCGCCCUCGCCCUGCACCAGCUCGACCUCGCCACCCCGCGCAACCUGGCCCAGGCGCGCGCCAUCCUCGUCCCCCUCGGCGAGUACUUCCAGGUCCAGGACGACUACCUCGACAACUUUGGCCUGCCCGAGCACAUUGGCAAGGUGGGCACCGACAUCCGCGACAACAAGUGCUCGUGGCUGGUCAACCAGGCCCUCGAGGCGGCCACGCCCGCCCAGCGCCGCGUGCUCGAGGACAACUACGGCCGCAAGAGCGACGCCUGCGAGGCCGCCGUCAAGAAGCUCUACGACGACAUGGGGCUGAAGCAGCGCUACGAGGCGUUUGAGGAGGAGCGCGCGGCCGAGAUUCGCGCCCUGAUUGACCAGGUCGACGAGUCCGAGGGGCUGAAAAAGGCCGUCUUUGACGUCUUUCUCGCCAAGAUUUACAAGCGGACCAAAUAG